GGAAAUGACAAAUUCCUGCUUUGAUGCAAAGUAAUCCCACUGGGGCAAUACGACCUUCGUCAGUAUAAAUUUGGUUUGUCCAGAAACAGCCUGAGAUUCAUUCUUGGGAACACUGGUCUGAAGUGAAAACUAUGGUUAUGGAGAACAUUAUUUCUCCCCACAGUUUGGAUCCUACACAUCACUUCCAUGUCAUACUGCUGGACCAGAGAACCAGGUUACGGGUCCACAUUAAGAACCUCCAUGAGAUCUCCCGGAAAAUUAGCAAAUUGCACAGACGUUCUUGGAUUGCCAAUCUCACCGGGUGCUCCUUAAGUGCAGCAGGAGCCAUUACAGCCAUCGUGGGACUGUCCUUAAGCCCUGCUACCUUAGGGGCCUCUCUUUUGGCUUCUGGUGUGGGUUUAGGGGUUGCAGCUGCAGGAGGGGCUGUCACAGUGUCUUCUGACCUCUCCUUGGUGCUCUCUAAUUCCAGAGAGGUGAGAAGGGUGAAGGAGAUUGCGGUGACCUGUCACAGUCAGCUGAGGGAAAUAAUGAAUUGCCUGGACUUCUUACACCGCAGUCAGGGCCCAUCAGACCCCAUAUUACUACAAUCUGAGAAAAAUGCUUCUAUUGCAUUGUAUAAUUCCAUUUGCUUCAUGGUCUUCUGUGGCUCCCAUGGCUUCCUGAUCCCAGAGCACACAAAAGAAGUAACCAAAGUGAGCCAUGCUGUGCUGAAGGCAAAAGUCCAGAAGUUGACAGAAAACCUAGAAGCCUGUGCAAGACCUAUGGAUGAGAUCUGUGAACUUUUAGGGAGCAGAAAAGAAUGUCCCUUGAUGGCCAGAAGACAAGCUUCUUGGGGUUUUUGUGGUCAAAGUCAUUCUGAGUAGCAGCAAAGGGUCUCCUGACGAAAGACUCAAGGUUUCCUUGAAAAAUAAUGUCUAGGACUAAAAGAGCUAAUUAUGCUAUGUUGUUGUGUAUUGUUACUAUUGGACUGUGUGUCUAACCAGGAAUUUCUCCAAGGAUUCACCAAUACUUGUAGCCCACAUACAUUAUUGGGGCUCAAUCUUUCCUGUCUAUGUGCACAGCAAAUGGGAGCUAUUAUUGCUGCACCAGCUCGCUCUGUCUUAUCAUCACAUUCUAUAGUAUGUUGUCAGCAUAAGGCUGUUUAACAGCAUAUUUGUUGAGAUGAUGCGGAUGACUUCCAAAUUUACUGGAUGCAAGAGAUGACUCUGUAACACACAUACCAUGAAAUAAUGUUCAGGGCAAUUGGAUGAGAACCAGUAUGAUAUAGUAGUGGUUUGAAUGUAGGACUCUGGAGAGUGAGGUCUGAGUCACCACUCAGCCAUGGAAACCUGUUGGGUGUCCUUGUGCAAAACACACCCUUUUAGCCCCUGAAAACUCUGUGAUAGGGUUGCCUUAGGUCAGGUAAGUCAGAAAUGACUUGAAGUCACACAACAACAACAACAACAACAACAACAACAACACAAUUGGGUGAUGUAGUGGUUUGAGCCUUGCACUACGACUCUGGAGCUCAGGAGUCAAAUCUCCACUUGGCCAUGGAAACCCAAUGGGUAACUUUGGGCAAGUCUCAGAGGAUGGCAAUGACAAGCCCCCUUUGAAAAAACAUGUCAAGAAAACCCUAUGACAGGUUUGCCUGAGGGUUGCCACAAGUCAAAAAAAUGAACUGGAGGCACACAACAACAAUUGGGAGAGAUAAAUGGGAACACUCCUCAAAGCUCUGAUUUUAAUUUUUACAGUGGUUUUAAUUUUUACAGUGCUGAGCUAGAUAACAAAUGUGGUCAUGAUGGACCUGUAGCCAAUUUAGGAAGGAAAUGGCUGGAGGUUCCAGAACCUAUUGUUUACACAGUUCAAUGAGGGAGAUAAUCAGGGGUCAAAGGCCAGACUGGCUGAAUUUUCCCAGUGAUGUUCUUAGAAGCAGAUGGGAUUUUUUACUAGCCAGAAGAGUUUAAUCAGUUUUGCUUUGUGUUGGUCAUUGCCUUCACAGGUUUUUGUAUUGUUCUGUUUUUCCUGAUAAAUUCUUCUCUGUGUAUGCAAAGCAAUCUUGUAGCACCUUUGAGACUAAGAAAGAAGCUGGUAGCAUACGCUUUUGUAGACUUGAAGCUCCUUCCUCAGAUUCAUGUAGGCUCAAAUCUAUGAAAGUUCAUGAUAUGAGCUUCUUUCUUUCCAUUAGUCUCAAAGGUACAAAAAGAUCCCUUUGCAUACUGAUUUUCCAGACUAACACAGCUAUUUGAAUUCUUCAAAGAAUUCUUCCUUGUGGUAAUUUAUCUUUAUUCUUUCCCCUUUCUAUGCCACAGGCUCAGGGACACCAUAUAUUUUUGUAUUUAUUUGUGUAAGAAUAAUUUAAAAUGUUUAGAAAAUUUAUAUUUAAAGAAAUAAUAAUAUUGUUAGACUGAGAUGGAAUCACUCUUGGUGAAGAGUUCAUUAUAUGUGGGGAAGGGCCACAUCUUUUAAGUUACUUGCUGUCAUCUAUCUUACCAACUUUUUCACGCUUUAUACCAGCAAAAGAAGGCAACACAAAUGGAAAAGCAAGAAUUCACCCAUGAGUGAAACAGCUCUACAUCUUUACUCUUCCAGGGGAUAGAGUAAAGUCAGGUCAAUCACUCCUGGAAAUAUACUUGCAAAUCUCUUACUGGAAUGAGUUAUUAAUGCUAUUCAACUGUUGGUUCACAAAGUUUUUGCAGACUGAGGCCUGGGACAGACUGCCCCAAAAGGGUGGCUUGACCUGAGUUUCUUUUGGUAGGCCUACCACUCUAUUCGUUCUGCAAAAGGAAAAGAAGAAAGGAAGGAAAAGAGGAAGAAAGGAAUACUAUUCACCAAUUUUACACAAACUGCCAAGUAUUUAUUAGUUGCACUAACAAGCCCGGUGCAAGUUCCAAAGGAGGCAUAAAAGCCCUGAGCAGGUUACCUCUUCUCAGCCAUCCACUAACACAGACCAAAGCAAAUUUGAUUUUUCUUUAAGGUCCCUUUUGUGGAUUGAUAUUGCUUAACAGAAAACCAUUAUCUGACUGGCUGGAAGAACUUCUGAUACAGCAUUGUGCCUGGUGACAAAGUCUUAUUUUUUUUGUCCAUUUAUAGAACUUUAUGUAUUGGUCAGCACUUUCUAAAAUGAAUGUUUUAGUUUUUGUGAGCAGUUGUGUUUCUUUCAUUGGUCUCCCAUGGGUCACUAUUGGGCUUCAACCAGCUGCAAGAGAGAUCAUGACAAAUGUAGGCCAGAGCCUGGAAAAGCAAUUUAAUGGACUAAAGCUCCCGCAAUCCUCAGUCAGUAUGGCCAGAGGCUGUGGUUUUUUUUAUGGUGCAAUCCAAAAAGGUUGCUUUUCCAGGCUCAUGGAUUAUCUCACAGAGAGCCCUGGUGGUGCAGUGGUUAAAUGCCAAUACUACAGCCACACGGUUGUGAGUUUGAUACCAAGGCCCCAAGGUCUACUCAGCCUUCCAUCCUUUCAUAGGUUGGUAAAAUUAGUAUCUUGUUGGGGGCAAUUGACUUAUAAAUUUUAAACCAUUUAGAGAGUGCUAUUGCUAUUAUUGGAUGCCAGAGAGAAGCACAUGGAGUUAAUUAAGAAAUGCUGCAAUUUAUGGCUUUAUAAGACAGCACUAACGAUGCCUACUAGAGGCCAAACACUUAAUAUACAAAUGUGUAUUAAACAGGCCAAAUAGAUAUGUUAACAUGAAAAGUAUUCAUGGUAUCAGUUCUGUGUCUCCCAAACAUGACUGGCUCUGCUGCCACACUGCAGAACUAAUGCAGUUUGACACCGUUUUAACUGCCAUGGCCCAAAGCUAUGGAAUUCUGGGAACUGUAGUUUUGUAAAACAUUUAGCCUUCCCUUUCAAGGAGCUCUGGUACUACAACAAACUACAAAUCCCAGAAUCCCAUAACACUGAGCCAUGGCAGAUAAGAGAUGUUAAGCUGCAUUAAUUCUGCAGUGUAGACGAAGCCUGUGCUGCUGUUUGAGAGGAAAAAAUACAUACAGCAUGGAACAGAUUCCUUCUGAAUAGGGCAAGUGGUUCAGAAUGGCUAGAGAGCAAGUGGUGCAAAAAGGGUAAAGUACAGUGGGUUCAAGGUUCAUUGAGGGAUGUUGCAUUGAUGGUUGGAGAGUGGGUAACAGGAGAGGUCCAAAGUUAUGUACAUCUGGAAGCUAAAUUGCAACAACAAAAAUGAAACAUUUGUUUACAGAUCUGGCGACAUGAUAGUUUCACAUAUAACAAUAUAGCAGCUAACAAUAAUUUAGGAUUGAUUUGUUGUGGAUUCACAAGAGCAAGGAUUCUAGCUUUCCUAAUGUGUGCCAUGCCAAGUACACAUUUAGGCACACAUGAAAGGGAGUAAUUUCACACCUUCCAUCAUUUCACAGAUGAAAAUGAAAGCUGGGAUACAUGGUGCCAAGCAAUAUCUGAGUAUAGUUCAGAUGGUAAACAUUAUUAAAGAGGAAGGACACACAAGCUAGGAGAGGCUGCUGCAGUUUGCUUUUGCUUGACUCUGCUGAGAAGAGCAAGAUUCUCACUUUCUUUGCUGAAUGAACUUUGAAUUCAGUUUGCAACAACUGAAGUAAUCUGAGGACAAAGAGGGAAUGUGGGAGAAGAGAGAAACGGGCACAUUUUAAAAGCAGCUGAGAAAGUGGGACAACAGAUUAUUAAUAAGAGCUGUUAAACAGUUUAACCUGCCAAAUUGGGACAACUGGAAUGUAUGUAACACUUACAUACAUACAUAGUAUCACAUACCUAGUAGUAUUAUACCAUGGAAAGUGUCUCCAUAAGCAGUAUUUGUAUCACAUGAUGACUUUUAAUAUGACCAGAACUGAGUGUUUUGAGGUGCAUGUGUGGAUACAUUGAAGGACAGUAUCGCUAGGAAAACAGCAAUGAUGAACUAAAGAAAGUAGCAGGGAAGCAAAAAUGGUGUAGGUCACCUACUCCAUCUGAGCUGUAACAAGGUCCAAAACACACUGCAGAAAUAAUCCAGUUUGAGACUGCUUUAACUGCCCUGGCUCAAUGCUAGGGAAUUGUGGGAACUGCAGUUUUGUGAGACAGUUAGCCUUCUCUGUCAGAGAGCUUUAGUGCCACAAUGAACUACAGUUCCCUGGAUUUCCUAGCACUGAGCCAGGGCAGUUAAAGGGAUCUCAAACUUGAUGAUUUCUGCAGUGUGUUUUGGACUACAGUUGACCUGCAUGCUGGUACUAACGGCACAGUGAGAAGAUGGACUGAAAGGUACAUGUUAGGUUUAAUAUUUAUUGAGACAGUCAAUAUUAGGUUGGGAGCUAUUCACAAUGAUGUUACAUAAUCCAAAGCCUGCAUGGUUAUUGUUAUUUCUAUGAAUGAUGUGAAAGGAGGAAUUUAAAAACUUCAAAAUGCAAGAAAAUAAAUUUAAAUGUAUUACACCCUGAGGAGUUUGGGGACUGUAUGAGCUGUAAACUGCACAGCAUACCUGACAAUGUUCUCUGGCAUCCUGUUGUUUUGGGAAUUUUUUUUAAUAUCAGCUGACUAUCUUGGCCAUUUGUAAAACCAAGGAUGAGCUUCCACAUUUUACAAACUGUUAAGCAAUAAAAA
This is a messenger RNA of Sceloporus undulatus (fence lizard), 5528 nucleotides long. It is a transcript of the gene APOLD1, whose product is annotated as apolipoprotein L domain containing 1. The transcript has 2 exons. NCBI's taxonomy places the organism in Eukaryota, Metazoa, Chordata, Lepidosauria, Squamata, Phrynosomatidae. Gene Ontology annotation, molecular function: lipid binding. The coding region runs from base 132 to 863 and encodes 243 amino acids. Gene Ontology annotation, cellular component: extracellular region; membrane. The record is from RefSeq and is a predicted model, not a curated record. Gene Ontology annotation, biological process: lipoprotein metabolic process; lipid transport.